Echinops telfairi (small Madagascar hedgehog) is the source of this 7241-nucleotide messenger RNA. RefSeq names its product large tumor suppressor kinase 1 (gene LATS1). Gene Ontology annotation, cellular component: spindle pole. NCBI's taxonomy places the organism in Eukaryota, Metazoa, Chordata, Mammalia, Afrosoricida, Tenrecidae. The record is from RefSeq and is a predicted model, not a curated record. Gene Ontology annotation, molecular function: protein binding; protein serine/threonine kinase activity; ATP binding. The coding region runs from base 109 to 3492 and encodes 1127 amino acids. Gene Ontology annotation, biological process: positive regulation of apoptotic process; regulation of organ growth; peptidyl-serine phosphorylation. The transcript is spliced from 7 exons.
GGUAACUUCCCUGAAAGAUCUGUUACACUUUUGUGCAAAAGGUAGCUCAGAAUCACCAAGUAGCUCUUAAAGAAACCUUUUGUGUGGGUUUUAUACAUAGAUGUUUUCAUGAAGAGGAGUGAAAAACCAGAAGGAUAUAGACAAAUAAGGCCUAAGACCUUUCCUGCCAGCAGCUAUAUUGGCAACAGCCGGCAAAUGUUGCAAGAAAUUCGGGAAUCUCUGAGGAAUUUAUCCAAACCAUCUGAUGCUGCUAAGGCUGAGCAUAACAUGAGUAAAAUGGCAGCGGAAGAUCCUCGGCAAGUCAGAAAUCCACCUAAAUUUGGGACCCAUCACAAAGCCUUGCAGGAGAUCCGAAACUCGCUGCUCCCAUUUGCAAACGAGACAAGUUCUUCCUCCCGGAGUACUUCAGAAGUUAAUUCCCAGACGUUCCAAGAUUUGCACACUACUGGAUUUGAUGAGGAUAUGGUUAUACAAGUUCUUCAGAAAACUAAUAACAGAAAUGUAGAUGCAGCCAUGGAAUUCAUUAGUAAAAUUAAUUACCAGGAUCCUCGCCGGGAGCAGAUGGCUGCGGCAACUGCCAGACCGAUGAAACCAGGGCUGGUCCAGCAAUCAGUUAACCGUAAACAGAGCUGGAAAGGUUCCAAAGAAUCCUUAGUUCCUCAAAGACAUGGCCCACCACUAGGAGAAAGUGUAUCAUACCGUUCUGAAAGCCCCAGCUCACAGGCAGAAGGAGGAAGACCAUUGUCGGGAUCCGGGAUAGCAGCAUUUGCUCAAGCUCACCCGGGCAAUGGGCAGCGAGUGAACCCCCCACCCCCACCGCAGGUGAGGAGUGUCACUCCUCCUCCUCCUCCAAGAGGCCAUACUCCCCCUCCGAGAGGUACGACCCCACCACCCCACUCCUGGGAACCAAGCACUCAAGCAAAACGCUACUCUGGCAACAUGGAAUUCGUCACCUCUCGAAUAUCUCCCGUUCCCCCCGGGGCGUGGCAGGAAGGCUAUCCCCCACCACCUCUUAACGCUUCCCCAAUGAACCCACCCAAUCCGGGACAAAGAGGCAUGAGUUCGGUUCCUGUUGGCAGACAGCCGAUCAUCAUGCAGAGUUCUAACAAGUUUAACUUUCCAUCAGGGAGGCCAGGAAUGCAGAAUGGUGGUGGGCAAACGGACUUUAUGAUUCACCCCACUGGUGUCCCUGCUGGCGCUGUGAACCGGCAGCCACCCCCGCCGUAUCCUCUGACCUCAACGAAUGGACAAAGCCCUUCGACGUUACAGCCUGGGGGGACUGCCGCCCCCUCGUCAUAUACAAAUGGAAACAUUCCUCAGUCCAUGCUGGUGCCAAACCGAAAUAGUCAUAACCUGGAACUUUAUAACGUGACUGUGCCCGGACUGCAAACAACGUGGCCUCAGUCGUCGUCCGCUCCAGCACAGUCAUCCCCGGGCAGCGGCCACGAACUCCCUCCGUGGCAGUCCAACAUACCAGUGAGAUCCAAUUCUUUUAAUAACCCAUUAGGGAAUCGAGCCAGUCACACUGCUAAUUCUCAGUCGUCAGCCACCACCGUGACGGCCAUCACCCCCGCUCCCAUCCAGCAGCCUGUGAAGAGCAUGCGUGUAUUAAAACCAGAGCUACAGACGGCGCUCGCCCCGACGCACCCCUCUUGGAUACCACAGCCAAUCCAAACGGCCCCGCCCGGUCCUUUCCCUGAGGCCCCCCCUUCAGCUCUGACGGUUAUGGCACCUGUGGUUGAAGCUCCAACCUACCAAGGCCCACCGCCACCGUAUCCGAAACAUCUGCUGCACCAGAACCCUUCUGUCCCUCCGUACGAUUCCAUCAACAAAUCCAGCAAAGAUGAUCAGCCGAGCGGGCCCAAGGAAGAUGAGGGUGAAAAAAGUUACGAACAUGUUGAUAGUGGGGAUAAAGAGAAGAAACAGAUUACAACGUCACCUAUCACUGUGAGGAAAAGCAAGAAAGACGAAGAGCGAAGGGAAUCGCGGAUUCAGAGUUACUCUCCUCAGGCAUUUAAGUUCUUUAUGGAGCAACACGUGGAAAAUGUUCUCAAAUCUCACCAGCAGCGUCUGCAUCGCAAAAAACAAUUAGAGAAUGAAAUGAUGCGGGUUGGACUAUCUCAAGAUGCCCAGGAUCAAAUGAGAAAGAUGCUGUGCCAAAAAGAGUCCAAUUACAUCCGUCUUAAAAGGGCUAAAAUGGACAAGUCUAUGUUUGUAAAGAUAAAGACGCUAGGAAUCGGAGCCUUCGGUGAAGUCUGUCUCGCAAGGAAAGUGGACACUAAGGCUUUGUAUGCCACAAAGACGCUCCGAAAGAAAGACGUCCUGCUUCGGAACCAAGUUGCUCACGUUAAAGCUGAGAGAGAUAUCCUGGCUGAAGCCGACAACGAAUGGGUGGUUCGUCUCUAUUACUCAUUCCAAGACAAGGAUAAUUUAUACUUUGUGAUGGACUACAUUCCUGGGGGUGAUAUGAUGAGUCUCUUAAUUAGAUUGGGCAUCUUUCCAGAAAAUCUGGCACGAUUCUACAUAGCAGAACUUACCUGUGCAGUUGAAAGUGUUCAUAAAAUGGGCUUCAUUCAUAGAGAUAUUAAGCCUGAUAAUAUUUUGAUUGAUCGUGAUGGUCAUAUCAAGUUGACUGACUUUGGCCUCUGCACCGGCUUCCGAUGGACUCAUGAUUCUAAGUACUAUCAGAGUGGUGACCAUCCACGACAAGACAGCAUGGAUUUUAGUAAUGAGUGGGGUGACCCUUCCAACUGUCGCUGUGGGGACAGAUUGAAGCCACUGGAGCGGCGAGCAGCACGUCAGCACCAGCGGUGUCUAGCACAUUCUUUGGUUGGGACUCCCAAUUAUAUUGCCCCGGAAGUGCUGCUGCGCACAGGAUAUACACAGUUAUGUGACUGGUGGAGUGUUGGUGUCAUUCUUUUUGAAAUGUUGGUGGGACAACCUCCUUUCUUGGCACAGACACCUUUAGAAACACAAGUGAAGGUUAUCAACUGGCAAACAUCUCUUCACAUCCCACCACAAGCUAAGCUGAGCCCUGAAGCCUCUGACCUUAUUAUUAAGCUCUGUCGGGGACCAGAAGACCGCUUAGGCAAGAAUGGCGCCGAUGAAAUAAAAGCACAUUCGUUUUUUAAAACGAUUGAUUUCUCCAGUGACCUAAGACAGCAGUCGGCCUCAUACAUUCCUAAAAUCACACACCCCACAGACACGUCAAAUUUUGAUCCGGUUGAUCCUGAUAAGUUAUGGAGUGAUGUAAGCGAGGAAGAAAAUGUCAACGACACGCUCAACGGGUGGUAUAAGAACGGGAAGCACCCUGAACAUGCCUUUUAUGAAUUCACCUUCCGGAGGUUUUUUGAUGACAAUGGUUACCCGUACAAUUACCCAAAGCCUAUUGAGUAUGAGUACGCCAAUUCACAAAGCUCAGAGCAACAAUCGGAUGAAGACGAUCAGCACACGGGCUCUGAGAUCAAAACCCCAGACCUAGUGUAUGUUUAAUGUGCGAGGGAGGAAUCAAACCCCAUGGUUCUGUAAUGAAGAUUUGCAGAGCUGCCCCAAAUGCAGGGUUUUUUGUUGUUCUGAGAGUAAAAAUAUGCAAAUGUGACAGAGCAAGGUUUGUAUGCUCUGUGCACACUAUUUUAUUUUCCUAAAUUAUGGGAACUCUUGAAAAUGCUAAUUUAUUCCUGCCUUUUUAAUCAACUUAGAAAAAAAUUGUUAUAAGGAAAGUAAAUUAUAAACUCAAUAUUAUAGUCAGUUCUUGGUACUUAAAGUACUUAAAAUUAAAAACAAAAUAGUGCUUUCUUUUAAGAGGAAAAAGCCUGCUAUGUAUUUGUAUAUAUGCUCAGCCUUUUUCUUUUAAGAAUUUUUGGAAAAAACUUUUUGAAAGACAGUUUUAGUUUCAUCUUGCUGUAACCAAAUAUGAAACAUACCCUAUAUUUGAGGGUUGUUUUCUUUUUCCAUAACUUUGUUUUUGAUACAAAAUAAGCUAGAGAAAUAAAGCCAUGAUAAUGGUGUUCCUGGGCUAACGCUAAUCUGCACAAUUCACAUCCUGGAACUGGAAAUACAGGGUUGAGACUUAUGUUCAUCAGAAGGAAAAGGACGGCUGACCUUUUCCCCAUCAGUGUCAUAUAGGGGUCUUCGAGAAGUUCAUGAAAAGAUGGAAUUAAAAAGAUGAUGAAAUUUUUUCACGAACUUUAUGAAGCCUCCUCAUAUUUCUCAAGAAUCACUGGCUUUCAAAGAAGCCAGAGCACUCCCCGUUUUCUCCCAUCAACAUCCUCCAUGCUGCCUCCAUCUAAAAGCAGCAAAGCUGCCCUUAGUGAGCAUCGUGGACUGCUAAAGGCUAAUAUCUUUCGUGGUUUUGUUUUAAAGUUUGAAAAUAUAUUUUCAACCUCCCUAAGAGGUGGUCUUUCUCAGUUUCACAUGAAACUGAAGAGUAGUUAUUCGUGGGCACCCACUAGAAAAGUACUCUUCUGUUGUGACUGCUUUGGAUCCCGCCGUCAGUCCGGCUUCCCCUUUCAGAUUGCGCUUGGCAGUAUUACAGCUUCAGGACAGAUUAAUUGGCGAAGAAAAUAAUUAUUAGCUUUUAAUGGCCAGAAUGAACUAGAAAAAGUUACAUGUGGUUUUAGUAGGAACUUCAGACCCUCCUUACUAUCUGGAACAGUGGGUUAAGCACUGCUCUGCUAAUCAAACCCACCGUCUGCUCCGAGGCAGGAAGCUGAGGCUAUCUGCCCUGUCAUGAUUGACAGGUGGGAGCAGUUCUGCUGUGUCCCAUAGAGUUGCUAUGGGUCAGAAUUGACUCGAUGGCAGGAAGUUUUGGGAGAACUUCAAGUAUUUUACUGUGUUUUUAACAUUGCCUGUUAUCUGUGCUUGAAUUUUACCAAAUCGCGUUAGCUUGUCGUUUAGAAAAGGGCUCUCUGCUGACAUGAGUAGAUGUUGUAUCUUGUUUACUUUUUUCAGCUCCUCUAAUCAAGAAUUGUUUUAUCAAGACAAAAUUUGCAGAUAAGAGGCAUAAUUCUAGUGAUUGUCAAGCCCUUACCUUUCUUCAUUUAAAAACAAAUGGAAAUCUAGACCAGUGUACAUCAUACUAAAGGCCAAACUGUUGUCAUUGGGUGGGGAGCGGGAAAGAUACAUUGAUCCAGCUCACACUUCCCGGUAUUCUGCGUUCUUCAGGUGGCCCUCUCAGAAGCCAGCAGGAAACCCACUGCCAUGUAAUGGUGGGCCUGUGGGAGUCACUGCUUCUUUUGAGAAUGUGACUAAAGUGGGCUCUUCCCUGAAAACUGCAGACCAGCACAUACACAUUGCUGCUCUAUACAUUCCCAGGGGACUGGGGAAACGUUGAAACUUAGAUCUGUCCUAUGAUAAAAUUGAUUUAUUGAGUGCCAUCCAGAGCCAGGGAAGCAGCAGUGGAAUGAUGUGCGAGAAGUAUUUAAUGAAAAAUGAAAAUAGCAUUAAAUGUACAUCAAUCUUGGGAGACCCAGAGCAGGCCAGAGAUCCAGAGCAGAGCUCUUGUCUUCCCUUGGCUGUGGACACCGACCUAAGGCAGUUUCCGAGGACAUCCCCAGCCGAGGGCAGCAAGGUGGUCAAACUGCCUGCCCCUGCAUCCCCUUCCAACCCCAAACAUCAGAAAGACAGCCAUGGUGACCCCGAACACCAACAACAAAAAAGAAUUAUAUACAAAUGUGGGUAAUUUCUCUGUACUGAUCCUCAAAACAACCAAUAAAAUACCAGUUACCAAUUUUUUAAAAAAAUUGAUGUAUUAAACUAAAAUUUUGGUUUUUCUCAUUCAAAACUCAAAUUAUCACAUCCUCAACACUUACUUCAUGAUGGAAAAGGCCUGUGUAGCAUGUGACAGGCUGUCCCAGUGAGUGGCUGUUUCUAGGUGUUACAGAACUAUUUCCACAAGACCUCCCAUCAGAGGAUUGUGAAAAUGCACUCUAAUGACAAUGGUGGUCUUUGGGGCACAUUGGCUUGGUCGCAUAAAAUCCUAUGCAAAACAAACGAGCUUAAGGAUUUUGAAAUUUUAUAACUCUUGUUUUAAAGCUCUUGCUUCUGGUUGUAAUUGUUUUGUAAUUUAAGUUGUUUCACUUCUGGGCUGUGGUGCAACAGCAAUGUAAAACCCACUCUUUACACUUGCAUUGUUGGAAGGAACGCUAAGGUGCUGUGUGCCCCUUCCCUCCCUAGCCCCAUCCGGAUGGCCUUAUUCCUUAGAUAAUGUAGACACUACCAAUUGCUAUCCUCUCAUAAAUGCCCUCCACUGGUACAAGCCUGUGUGCAUCUGAAGCAAUAUGCACGCCUUUGGCAUCUGCAGUGUUCAUGGCGGAGACAUCCUCCUGCCUACUUUAUUCCCAGAUUGUAUCCAGCUCUUCUAUGAAAUCUGGUGCUUCCUGACCAAACUAUGAGAGCUACAACAUCAAAGAGAUGCUGUCAACUGAAAUAGUGAAAACAUUGGUUAUACAUGUUUUCUUUCUUUAAAUGAUUCCCCCCCCCCCCAAAUACACUGUCUGGAACUUUGCCCUUUUUAAUAUAUCUGAAUAGUAUUUAUAAAAUGUGCUAUAUAAUUAUGUAACUGUAGGUAAUGUUAUGUAUUGUCCUCUGGUACCUUAAGGCAGCCCCUUCUGCUGUCUUCUCUUUUUCUACCUUCUCUAUAUAGAAACUCUAGAAUGUAUGACUCAGAAGUCACUUUGAGAUUGACUUUUUAAAAAGUUAUUACCUUCUGCUGUUGCAAAGUGCAAAACUGUGAGUGGAAAUGUUUUAUUCUGACUUAAUAUGUUAGAAACUAGAGAAUGCAGUGUGAGGAUUUGUAGACAUUGCUGCUUUUGUUACCCAAGAUGUACCUUUAGAAAAAUGUUAAUUAACAAAAAACCAUGUCGUAUUUAAAGUGAAAACAUUUAGCCUGUUUGUUUUAACCAAAAGCGAAGAGUAAUUUGGGUAAACAUAUGGUCUAUUUGUAAAGCGCCUUAAUAUAUCUCUUUGUGGAAGGCACUAUACGAGUUUACUUUUAUAUUGUAUUGUAUAUAUGUUUGUUUUUUAAUUGAAUCAGUGAUCACACUACAAUUUUAUAAAACAAUGCUUUGUUAGGGAAAGGAAUUACAACUUUGCAAUAUAAUGAAAUUGUUUUGCGUACUUCUGAAUGUAGUAGAUACCAAUAAUCAGCCUGUGUUUUUAAUGACUAUUUGUAUUUUCUGAAUCAUUUUCUCUAGUGUAACAUUUGCUGGAAUAAUAAAAGCAAAAACAAAAUUCAAACCUUU